GAUUCUGCUUUUCACAGGACAGUUCUUCACCAGUUCACGGACUUUGGAUCUUGGAGAUUCAUUUUGUUUUGCUGAUCGCUGGAGCCUCUUUUUGUACUUUUCUUUAAGUUUCCUCUCCUUUGUGAGUGCAUGUUGGAAUUGUGCUAUCUCUUUGUGCAGUUUGUAUCUUGCUCUUCGGGAUUGUUUCUUUCCCUCCAAAUGUUGUCUGAAACAAUUUUUUGUAUUUAUUUAUUAUAAAUAAAUAAUAAAUAAAUAAGUAAUAAUAAUAAUUAUUAUUUUUAAAUUAUUAAAAUAAAUAAUUACCAAAACUGCAGACAACAUUUAAAAUCUCACAUGGACAAACCCCUAUAUACACUUACAGAUACAAUAUACAAUUACUCUCUCUAACAUAUACUAACUUACACUCAACUUCGUCUAACUAACUUACACUCAACAAUCUAAUCUAAAUUACAGUUUUUUCUGAAUGCUUAAGCGCUAAUCGUGAUUCUUGUAGCACAAUUUCUAAAACUAUUAAUACGUAUAGCAAAACCACUCACUGAGUUUGCAAAACUAAAAACACAAACACUGCUUUGCACUCAGUUUACAAUUUUGUAACACACACUUUGCAAAACUGUAGGCACAAUUCACUGCACAACACUCUUUUUGCAGAACUUUAAACACAACUCACUGCUUACACUCAAUUACCAAAUUUCCAACACACUCCUAGCAAAAUUAUACACAUUUAUGGCUAUCAUUAACACUAUUUUGCCAACUGUCUGGCACACUUUCACAUGUGAAAACUGUUUUAGAUAAUUAGUUCACUUUGCAAUCAGCCUAAGCACUAUAAAUAAGCCACAGGUAAGCUGUCUGUGUGGAGUAUGAUGGAAGGAGCAGUAAGAGUGAGAAUCAGAGGAGGCCGAGGGAGAGGAGGUGGAGGUGAAGAAAGAGGAGGAAGAGGACGUGGAGGUGAAGAAAGAGGAGGAAGAGGAGGAAGAGGACGCGGAGGUGAAGAGGUAGGAGGAAGAGGACAUGGAGUUGAAGAAGCGAGAUGGUUAGAGGAAGUUAGAGGAAGAGGACAAGGAGGAGCAAGAAGAGGACGAGGAGGGGAAAGAGGAAGGGUAAGAAGAGUAAGAAAUGGAAUAACUGAUGACAUCAGAGCUACAAUAGUGGACCAUGUCAUCAACCAUGGGAUGACCCGGAGGGAAGCUGGCCAACGGGUUCAGCCUAAUUUGAGCCGCUACACUGUGGCAAGCAUCAUUAGGACAUUUCGAAAUGAGAAUCGAAUAAGAAUGAAGCAAAUUUACAGAGUUCCUUUCGAGAGAAACACAGAACGUGUAAAGCAACUGCGAUAUGACUAUGUGCAGGUAAGCUAUAGUGUCAUUGGUUCUGAAUUUGGAAGUGCAUACUGUAGUGCUGUGCAUGGGCCUGAUGUGUUGCAUUUGUUUUGUCUUGUCCAGAGAGUGAUGGAACUAGAAGCAGAUGCCAUGGGACAUGAGCUACUUUUUGUAGAUGAGGCUGGUUUUAACCUCAGUAAAACCAGGAGACGUGGCAGGAACAUGAUUGGACACCGUGUCAUCAUCAAUGUCCCAGGACAACGUGGUGGUAACAUAACCAUGUGUGCAGCUAUAAGCCAAAAUGGUGUUGUUCACCAUCAUGCAACCAUAGGCCCAUACAACACUGCACACAUUAUUGCAUUCCUGGACACCUUACAUGACAUGCUCACUGUUCAAAGACCAGAGCAUACCCGAUAUGUCAUCAUAUGGGACAAUGUUAGUUUCCACAGGGCUGCUUUGGUCCGCAACUGGUUUACAGACCACCCAUUCUUCAUGGCAUUCAACCUCCCUCCAUACUCUCCAUUCUUAAAUCCCAUCGAUGAGUUCUUCUAUGCCUGGCACUGGAAAGUGUACGACCGUCAUCCUCAUCAUGUAGCCCUUUUACAGGCAAUGGAGGAGGCAUGUGGAGAUAUUGAUCAGGCAUCAUGUCAGGCCUGGAUACGGCAUUCAAGGAGAUAUUUUCCCCGGUGCCUUGGACUGGAGGAUAUCACAUGCGACGUGGACGAAAUUUUGUAGCCGGACCCAAAAAGACGACAUGAUGUAGGCUGAUUGUUGUUGUUUUUUGUUGAAAUUACUAUUUCGUGUUCUGACUUUGUCUUGGUUUUGAUGAGUGUGAAUAAACACCAAUACUUGAAGUUUGGAUCCUUGUAUGUUUACAUGACACUAGGACAAAAGUAUGACCUCAAAUUGACAUCUGUACAC
Molecule: messenger RNA, 2234 nt
Organism: Tachysurus fulvidraco (yellow catfish)
Lineage: Eukaryota; Metazoa; Chordata; Actinopteri; Siluriformes; Bagridae
Exons: 2
Coding region: 858-2048 (396 amino acids)
Molecular function (GO): nucleic acid binding
Source: RefSeq, a predicted model, not a curated record